Diuraphis noxia (Russian wheat aphid) is the source of this 2725-nucleotide messenger RNA. It is a transcript of the gene for, whose product is annotated as cGMP-dependent protein kinase for. NCBI's taxonomy places the organism in Eukaryota, Metazoa, Arthropoda, Insecta, Hemiptera, Aphididae. Gene Ontology annotation, biological process: protein phosphorylation. The record is from RefSeq and is a predicted model, not a curated record. Gene Ontology annotation, molecular function: ATP binding; cGMP-dependent protein kinase activity.
UGCGGUGUGCGGACUGCGUAGUGCGUAGUGCACGGCUCGACAGUCGGACCGGUACCGCAUGUAGUGGUCGUUGUUCUCGCCGCGUGUUCAACUGUUGCCUUAAUUGCUGUUUAUACCUUGUCACACGUGUUAUUACGUCCGAUAAUAUACGCGUGCAUACUGCAUAAUAAAUAUUCAAAUUUUGAACAAUAACAUAAAUGUUUAUAUGAAAUUCAAACGCCACCAUCUUUAUCAAUAGUCUCCGACAGCAAUCGAAAAGUCCGGGGAGUAGGAGGGUUUUCGUUCUAAUAAGUACCGUCUCGCCACCGCGGUGAUCGUACCUCAGCCGUAGGUCAUUCGGUCGUCAUUUUUCCGAUAUCACGGUCACGUCCGCGAGGCAUGCUCGCCCGCGAACAACAGUGGCUGCCUUUAUGAGACUGUGUUUCGGCCAGUGGUGUAUCCCGUGGCCCGGCCGGAAUAGAACGACCACGAUUACCGGCGUGCCGACGACCGACGUGUUGCCUUUGCCGGAAGACUGCGAUUACGACAACGUCAGCGUUUCGUCGGCAGUUGACGUGUUGUCCGCCACCGAAGAACCAAUGACGCGAGCGCUGCAACCGUCCGAAGCGUCGUCGUCCGCAGACAUGGCGGCUUCAGUAGAUGCUCAAGAUUUGAAAACGUUACUGGAAGCAAAAGAUACUUUGAUUCGUAACCUGGAAACGUUACUUCAGGCCAGGAACAACGAAAUCCAAGAGCUCCGGUCCCAUUUAGACAUGUUUCAAAGUGUGUUUCCAUUCAGCAAUCCAGUUUCACCCACUAGUACGCUGCAUCAUUCUCACCACGUGGCGGCUGCUCCUGUUCAUCCACAACAAAGCCAAAACCUCGUAGCUAAAUCUCUUACGUCGCUUCUGGAUGGAAUAGCCAGACCACGUAAACAAAGGGCGCAAGGUAUAUCUGCAGAGCCUCAGAGUCUAAGUACCAUACAAGAACUGAGCCAGAAGAAAUUCCCUACUUAUCCAAAAAAUGACAGGUCUAGGGAAUUGAUAAAAGGUGCUAUUUUGGACAACGACUUCAUGAAAAACUUGGAAUCAACACAGAUUAGAGAGAUAGUGGACUGUAUGUAUCCCGUUGAGUAUGCUUCCGACAGCAUUAUUAUUAAAGAAGGAGAUGUGGGCAGUAUUGUUUAUGUUAUGGAAGAGGGACGAGUGGAGGUGAGCAGAGAAAACAAAUAUCUUAGUACUAUGACCUCUGGAAAAGUAUUCGGAGAGUUGGCUAUUUUAUACAACUGCAAGCGUACUGCCACUAUUAAAGACUUGCGUACCGCGAACAUCAUCGCGUGCGACCCCGACGGAGUGUCAUGUUUGGUCAUAGACCGGGAGACAUUCAACCAACUGAUUGCCGGACUAGACGAGAUACGCACCAGAUACAAAGACGACGAUGUCUUGGGUCGAAUGAGCUCUACAAACAAGGAGUUCCAGAACCUGAAGCUUUCCGACCUGCAAGUUUUGGCCACUUUGGGCGUGGGUGGUUUCGGUCGCGUGGAACUCGUCCAAGUAAACAACGACACAUCCAGAUCGUUUGCCCUAAAACAAAUGAAAAAGAGUCAAAUUGUCGAGACUAGACAACAACAGCACAUCAUGUCAGAAAAAGAGAUCAUGGGAGAAGCUAACUGUGAAUUCAUUGUUAAGUUGUUCAAGACGUUCAAAGAUCAAAAAUACUUGUAUAUGCUCAUGGAGUCUUGUCUUGGGGGAGAAUUGUGGACUAUACUGAGAGACAAAGGCCAUUUUGAUGAUUCUACCACACGUUUCUACACUGGAUGUGUCGUUGAAGCAUUUGACUACUUACAUUCUCGUAACAUAAUCUACAGAGAUCUGAAACCUGAAAAUCUACUUUUGGAUAUCACUGGUUAUGUGAAAUUGGUCGAUUUCGGUUUUGCUAAAAAACUACAGAACGGAAGAAAAACCUGGACAUUUUGUGGAACACCAGAAUAUGUUGCCCCCGAAGUGAUUCUCAACAGAGGUCAUGAUAUAAGUGCUGAUUACUGGUCAUUAGGAGUACUUAUGUUUGAACUACUUACCGGUACACCGCCAUUCACUGGAGCCGAUCCGAUGAAAACUUAUAACAUAAUACUUAAAGGCAUAGAUGCAAUAGAAUUUCCAAGAAAUAUCACAAGGAAUGCUAGAGUCUUAAUUAAGAAAUUAUGCAGAGAUAAUCCAGCUGAACGGCUUACUGAAGUACAAAAACAUAAGUGGUUUGAUGGUUUCAAUUGGGAAGGACUACGUAAUCGAACCCUUACUCCUCCUAUCUUGCCAAAGGUGCGCAGUGCUAUAGACACAAGCAAUUUUGACAAUUAUCCGCCUGACGCAGACAGUCCACCACCAGAUGAUAAUUCAGGAUGGGAUGUAAAUUUUUAAAAUGUAAAAAACAAUAAUUAUUGUUUGUCCACGUCUACGAUUUUACUCUAUGGUUUCAAAUUACCCAUGUUUUACAUUCUAGUUAUGUCUUACAAAUUAAUUUAGUCUUGUUAAUUAUUCAGUGUACUACCAUAUGGAAACAAAUAAUUGUUAGAUUAUUUGAUAUUAUUUUUCAAAUUUUGUUAACCAUACCAUUUAAAUUUUGUUUUUAUAUAAAUAAAUAUUUGUUAUAUCCCCCUCCCUUUCUGAUAGGUAUCUAUAGAUACCUACAUUUACGAAUUUAAUAUACAAUAAGUGCCUUUCAAUUUUCUGAACACAAUUUAUUAUGGCAA